Molecule: messenger RNA, 4777 nt
Organism: Dermacentor silvarum
Lineage: Eukaryota; Metazoa; Arthropoda; Arachnida; Ixodida; Ixodidae
Product: optomotor-blind protein-like
Biological process (GO): cell fate specification; positive regulation of DNA-templated transcription; regulation of transcription by RNA polymerase II
Cellular component (GO): nucleus
Molecular function (GO): RNA polymerase II cis-regulatory region sequence-specific DNA binding; DNA-binding transcription factor activity, RNA polymerase II-specific
Source: RefSeq, a predicted model, not a curated record
CUCACUACCAGUGCCCUCGUGUUCGAUCGGCCGGCUUGUUCAGGAAGAAACGACCUCACUGGCGGAGGGAUUAGCCAACGGCCCCAGAGAGCAACCACCGUCGUCGAGAAUGCUCGCUCUUUCUGCAUUACACAACAAAACCCCGGUGCGGCGACGACGAUGACGACAAGCUCGGAGACGGGACCACCGGCGUCCACAGCUGUACUACGCGACCGCGCGCCAUCAUCUGCGACAAGAGCAGUCAUUCCGAGUGUGCUUCGUCGUGGUGGUGCCGUGCGAAACUGGGCGAUCGAACUCUGCGACGUGCUUGAGAUCGCGCCUGUCCCGGUAUAGUAGUGCGACCUACACGCUCGGCAGUGUGCUCGGGUUCCGCCAUCACGGCAAGGGAAGGCGAGGCGAGCGGCAGCACCGCCUCCAGCCGGAGACGGCGGCGGCUCGCCGCCGGCCGGUCGGCCGACCUCCUACCCUCCUCGUGUUGCUGCUUGCUAGUGUAUCGAGGUGCUUGUACGGCGUGGUUGCCUCGCAUCGUCGCGAGACGAGGACGUCCCGGCGUCCGACGCGCCGCCGCGCCUAAGACGCGGAUCCUCGGGAUCCGCCGUGAAGCACCGUCGCGGCGUGCGGGUGACGUGUGUACUACAUCCUCUAGCCGAGGGGCCACCUAGCCCUGGGGCCGCCGUGGCCUCGCAGCAGCGCCGAGGAUAUGCGCUUCGAGCACUCGGACCUAUCGUGCCAGAGCGCCAUGGCGUUCCAUCCCUUCUUCCUGCCCGGCGGUCCCGCUCCUCCGGGAGCGCCGGCCGCGCCGGGGUCGUCGUCGGCUGCGCCCGCGUCGAGAACCACGGACUUCAGCAUGCACUCCAUUCUGAGCCAGCCGGCAACGGCGUCGACCACGGCGCCCUUCCUUCCUCUGGAGUGCUUCUCGGCUGGACUCCAUCCGCCUCCCGUGCCACCUCCUCCGCAUCACCUGUUUCCGGGACUCGGUCCCGGUCUGAGCCACGGGUUGAGUACCGCCGCGGCGCUGGCGGCCUCGGGCCUGGCGCCUCCUCCGGGACUGGCUAUGCCCAGGGUACCGGGUGCCGCGAUGACGCCCGAGGAGAUGCUCACGGUGCAGUUCAGGCCUCCGCUGUUGAGACCCGUCGAACCCGAAGACGACGGCGUGCGCGACGACCCCAAGGUGACCCUCGAAGGAAUGGAACUGUGGGAGAAGUUCUACGCCAGCGGCACCGAGAUGGUCGUCACCAAGUCCGGAAGGAGGAUGUUCCCCGCCUACAAGGUGCGAGUGUCCGGCUUAGACAAGAAGGCCAAGUACAUCAUGCUGAUGGACAUCGUGGCCGCCGACGACUGCCGGUACAAGUUCCAAAACCGGAGAUGGGUCGUGGCCGGCAAGGCUGACCCCGAGAUGCCCAAACGGAUGUACAUCCACCCGGACUCUCCAGCGACGGGCGAACAGUGGAUGCAGAAAGUGGUCUCCUUCCACAAGCUCAAGCUCACCAACAACAUCUCCGACAAGCAUGGAUUUACCAUUUUGAACUCGAUGCACAAGUACCAGCCGCGGUUCCACCUGGUACGGGCCAACGACAUCCUCAAGCUGCCUUACAGCACCUUCAGGACGUACGUGUUCAAGGAAACGGGCUUCAUCGCAGUCACCGCCUACCAAAACGAGAAGAUCACGCAACUGAAGAUCGACAACAACCCGUUCGCGAAGGGCUUCAGAGACACCGGGGCUGGCAGAAGGGAGAAAAAGAGGCUGGGGGAGUCUUCGUCGCACCCGCUGGGUGGCGACCCCCUGGGACGGUCGCUGCAGGACGGCGACUCGAGCGACGACGACGAGCAGCUGGACGUCGGGGGCGCCGACGACCUCAGGGCGACGGGGCUCAACGGAUCCUGUCCGUCGACGCAGGACCACGACGCGGCCCACGAGCGAAGCGGCGGCAGGCACGACGAGGCUGCCAACGGCGACCGGCGAUGCUCGCCGAGCCCCAACAACCUCGCCGCUGCAGCAGCCGCGGCCGCCGAAAUGUCCCUACACAGCCUCCAGGGCCUCAGCCUGGCCGCCGCAGCGCAUCCCCAGGCGGCCGCCCUGUUUCCCUACUUCUACCCCGCGGCGUCUUUCUACCACCCGUCCAUGGGCCUCCAUCCGUCCGCCAUGUUUCUUCCGCGAGGCGGACCACCGGCGUCUUCCCUGGUCGGCGGUCCGCACCCGGCCAGCUUGCCUCUUCUCAUGGCCGCCAGCCAGCACUUCUUCAACGGCCAGAACCCCAUGGGACAACCGCAGCAGCAGCAGCAGCAGCAGCAGCAGCAUCCGCACGCCGGCAGCGGUGGUCUCAUCCCGGGCGAGUCCCUGGGGUCCAGAUUCCUGAAGCAAGCCGGAGGACCCCAGCAGAGCCGGUUCGCCCCGUAUCCCGUGCCCGUGGCGUCCACGGCUUCGCCGUCGUCCUCCUCCUCUUCUUCCUCGGUGCCCCAGCAGCAGCACAUCGUGGCGCCUACUCCGACGUACCCGGACUCAGUCCUCCAGGAGCCCUCCGCGGCGGCGGCUGCCGCCAGGACUUUGUACGGGCCACCCGCGGGUGUUGUCGGUGCCGUGCUGGACAAGUGCCUCAGUUCGCCGUCCUCCGAGACGGGCGGCAACAGCUCGGACAACUCGCUCGCCUCGUCGUCCAUGGUGUCGAGCGAACUCAAGAACAUGGAGAACAUGGUGAACGGACUCGAGAGGCGCCAGGAACAGUUGGCCAUGCUCUCGCUCUCCAGGCUGAGCGACAAGUAGCGCAUAUAUACAGAACACGCAGGCGUAGUGCUGUGCUUUCUCUCUCUCUCUAUCUCUCUGUCUCUCUCUCCAUUUCGUAUUAUAUGUGUACAGGGGUGGUGUGCUGCGCGCGUGGUCGACUGCGGUGAACGAAAUGUAGGCCCUUUGUGGACUGCGGUGUGACGCCCGGUUCCGUUUGUGUCCUGUGGUUAAGGGUCGAGGAGAGAGCAAAAAGAAAAAAAAAAGAACUCUGUGCAAUCUGUGUGUGCCAUCGUCGCGAGAACAAGCCAGUCAGUCGCGGAGCAGUGCCGCCUUGGAUAAAACCUCGGAAGUGUCCAGCGAGGUCGUUGAAAGACUGGCCCUCGACGCAAAAGCAGCCGGGUGCCGCUCCUGUCCACGUCUUUGUAUACGGAUGUGUAUACCGUAGAGACUUUGCUUGCGGACCGUGCGCAAAUCUUAAGCUGAAAGUUGGAUCCGCGUUAGUGGCGUAGCAAUGUAUAAAAAAACAAAAGAGUGUGGCUACCAGAUUCAAUAGCCUUUUUAUUCUGUCCCGGUUACGCAACUCCACGCUGCUUUGGUGUUGUACAUAUGUAGAGUUUGGGUUUCUUGAAUGUCGUCAUUGAACGUUAACGUGUGCGUGCGUAUGUAUUCCUUUAUUUAUGUACGAAAGAAGACAAAGUGUGUUCGAUAACGAUGCUUCGUUAGAUAUGCAUACGAUCGUGUAUUUAGUACGCGCCCUUCAGCCAGAAAUGCAUCCGAAAAUUAAGCAAGAAUGCCAUAAGUUAAGAGAUGAGUUGUCGAAGAAUGAGUCAUCUGUAUAAUGUACUGUAAAGACGGUUUAAUUUGCGAUUCCAGUGUGGCCGCCAUCUUGGGCUGUUUCACGAACGAUUUCUCAAAACUUUGUGCACAGGGUGUUCCAAUACUCGCCGUAGAUGAUAACGUAGAUGGCUAAGGGGACAGCGGCCAUGUUAAGUCUCAUUCCAAUUCUCACGACGAUGUCAAAAAAGACAGCUUCGCGAAGACAGCAUCGAAAUCAGAAACGAUGCAGGCAACUUUCCUGUCCAGACAAGAUGGCGGCUAAGCAGGAUGCUUGGAAACUCGACGGGAAGGUCAUCUGCGCGCAAGAAAAUGAAGUCACGCUUUCCUACGAGCCUUAUAAGUCCCGUCGUGUUUUUCAUGUAUAGGUUCUCAGACGCAAAGAGUAGAGAGAUAACGUUUUCUCUUCGCAACUUUUUUCUUGUCACCUCGAGAUGACGUCACAUGGCACCAGGUGGUUCGAGAAGCGUUCCAUUAGUUGGUCUCGAAGCUGUCCCGGUUGGUCUCCUUUGCUGUCUACGUAGACUGUCUCCGAUGCUGGCAAGUAGUGGAACACAACCAAGGACGACGUCAAAUUAGCAUGUUCGUGAAAAGCCGAACACACCCGAACUAUCUGCAUGCAUACGAAUCGAGUGCGAUUGGUUGUUGCUGUUAGAAAGCGGCAGCGUUAACAACCCAAGGUGGCGAAAGUCCAACGCCUCCUUAAAAGGCUGCGUAUACCGCCUUAGGGUAUUUUCGUUCUUCCUAUAUUGUUCGCGCACCACUGGAUGGGCUAAUGAGGUACAUCAGAUGAUUAAUGUCAUACAUUGACUUAGUUAAAAAUGUGACACCACUUUAUGUGUUGCACUUCUGCCAAACGUUUCAAGCGACGCCAGCUGUCGCGUAGCUUUUAACUUUCGCACCUAAACUUCAUGCAGCAGAGCUGAACUAAGGGGACCACAUGUUCUGAAAGCACCUAGACGUUUACAGCGGCUUGUAUUCGACUUAGUAGUUUAUUUCCUUCGAGGAACAAAACGGCCAAAAGCUUUGCGGUCACCCGAAAAAAAAAAAGGAAAAGAAAGCGAAACGAGAUUUUCAUGGGGAAAACAACAAAAAUGUAAGAAAGAAGAAUAUUAAAAUUAUCUUUGCUAUGUGUGUAAUGGACUGCUCUUACGUUAUACACCGAGCCGCGCGCACGUACAGUCGGAAGUAAAAGUCUAAAGACCAGGACUGCACCCCCCC